This is a messenger RNA of Ceutorhynchus assimilis (cabbage seed weevil), 2639 nucleotides long. The record is from the annotation of a GenBank genome assembly. NCBI's taxonomy places the organism in Eukaryota, Metazoa, Arthropoda, Insecta, Coleoptera, Curculionidae.
AAGUGUUGAACUGGUGGUGAAAGAGGUAGAGAAAAACAGUGCGUGGUAGGACAAAAGUUCUUUGUUUUUGUUGAAUUAUUUUCAGUUUACACCAGUUUAAUAGUUCAAAAAUACCCCUAAACAAAAGUCCAUUUAACGUCAAUAAAACGUAAAUUAAAAGUGCAAUAACUGCAAACAAAAAUUUCUGUUUUUAAUUCUGAUGUGUUUAAUGGCGUCAUUUCUAUUCAUUUGAGGGACACAGGAAAAGUUGCUCAGCAGGAGAAAUCGUUUCCUAUAAUAAACAGUUUUUUUUUUUUCAUUUAAUUUAUAUUGAACAAUCUUUUGUGAUUGUGAGAUAAAAUGGCAGCACCGAGAGCGAAUUGCAGUGCUUUACGUGCUUUGUCCGUCGAAUAUAAAAGUCUACAGGAAGAACCAGUUGAAGGAUUUCGCGUCAAACUCGUAAAUGAGGACAAUCUUUUUGAAUGGGAAGUCGCUAUUUUUGGACCCCCGGACACUUUGUACAUGGGAGGUUGUUUUAAGGCUAGAAUGAAGUUUCCAACAGAUUAUCCAUAUUCACCACCAUCUAUAAGGUUUUUAACAAAAGUCUGGCAUCCAAAUGUUUAUGAGAACGGUGAUUUAUGCAUCAGCAUUCUUCAUCCUCCAGUCGACGAUCCACAAUCUGGUGAGUUGCCAUGCGAACGUUGGAACCCCACCCAAAAUGUGAGGACGAUUCUGCUCUCUGUCAUUUCGCUGCUAAACGAACCCAACACUUAUAGUCCUGCCAAUGUGGAUGCGUCGGUUAUGUACAGACGUUGGCGUGAAUCUAAAGGAAGAGAUAAGGAGUAUGAGAACAUUAUCAGAAAACAAGCAUUGGCAGCCAGAGUAGAAGCUGAAAGAGAUGGAAUUCAAGUGCCACUUACUCUUGAAGAUUAUUGUAUAAAAACUCAGGUAAAACCUAGCAAUGCAGAGUCUCAAGCUGAAAUGCCAGAUUUCUACGAUGACGAUUAUGACGAAGACUACGAUGAGUUCUCUGAUGAUUCCGACUACGUCGAUGAAGACGAUAACGAUAGCGGUAACGGUGAAUCGUGAUAACUUCUUGAAUCUGGAGGCCGCGCUGGCGCAAGUUCAAGGACUCGAAAAAUUGAUACGUGUAUAUAUUUUUUUGAUUAUCUUCUCUUUCUCAUUCGUUCUGUUUUUGGUUUACUUCACAGCUUAUAAACGUUGUCAUGUCAAUAAUAAUCCCGUGUAGUAGUGAGAAAAAAAAAACAGUGCAUGCUCUGAACAGUGAUUUACUAAACUUGUAGAAUGUAUGCUCUAAUAUUUUAGUAAAAUGUCACUGUUUCAAUGUACUAUUUUAAAAUUGCAAUAUAGAUACUGUCUAGAAUCACCACUCUAUGAAAUUUUCUUAUUUGUGCUGAUCUAGAUAAGUAUUAAAGAAAAAUAGUGAAAACUAAUCAUUAUAAAUGUGAAUUGAAGAAAAAAAUAUUUAUAAAUAAUAGGAACAGGUAACAGAAAACCAAAUUGAUAUGUCCACCGCCAAUGAUUCUCUCUAUAGUUGAUCUCUAAUUUAAAUUGAUAAGUAUAGUGGAAUUUUGGAGGUGGUUUUCUGUUUUUAUCGUCGAUCUCAAUAAAGUACUAGCUAAUAUAAACAGUUACAUUAAUAGACCAUAUUUUUACCAGUAAGUUCCAAAAAAAAAAAAUCAAUUUUCAAGUUACAAAGUGAUUGUCCUUUCCCUUUUUAACUAAAAUACAGUUUAAUUAUUAUGUAUUAUCUUUUUUUAGUGUAAAUACUUAUUUAGGAUUUUUGGUUCCUCACAGGCAACGACUCUUUUGUUUUUUAGAAUUAAUGUUUAUUUUAGAUUCUACCAACAUAUAUACAAUGGCCAAAAAGUAUCUGGAAUAUUGUCAAACAAUUGUCUGAAAUUUAGGGAAUGUGCAAUUUACGUAAAUAAUUAUAUCAAUUUUCUUUGCAUUUAAAGGAAUUGAUUAUUGGAAGGGUCAAGGCCCAUUGAUGAAUAAAUAAACUAUCAAAUCUUGUCAUGUAAAAGUUAAGAUUAUGAUGGGGGAUAAUUCAAUUAAUACUUUUUUAAAUAUGUAAUAAAAUUAUAUAUUUUGAUAACAAUUAAUCAGUUUUCAUAUCCCUUUACACUAUAGCAGGUUUUUUAAGUACAAAAUUAAGUUAUAUGGCAACAACGCCACACAUAUUCAGUCCUAAUACUUUUUGACCCUAAUUGUAUAUAGAUUGAUAAGUUCAACAUUGAGGUUCAACUAUUGUACAUAAAUUUCAUAAAAUAUUAUAAAUUGUGUAUUUAGGACUCUUUAGUAUUUUAAGUAAGUCUUUAUCAAAAUAAUAUCUAGACUUUCUUUGGCUCUAUUAGUUUGCAGUCGGCACGCGGAAUUGAUCAAUAAGAAUCAAGAAUCUUUUUUUAGUUAUUUUUUUCAGUCAUUAGUUAUUACUGCAAAUAAUAAAGUCGAAAGAUUGAUCUCACGCGAAACAAAAAUUUGUUGGAAAAUAGAAUUGUGACGUUUUAUCGAAACGUACCGGAAAUAUACUGUGCGAGAGUCAAACUGAAUUUAAAAAUUGAAAAACUGAAAGUUAGAUGCCUUUUUGAUUGUUAAAUUUAGUUUGUACUAGUAAUAGGACUUUGAAUAAAUGUUUA